Messenger RNA from Sciurus carolinensis (gray squirrel), 3101 nucleotides. Its product is annotated as DNA dC->dU-editing enzyme APOBEC-3C-like. Gene Ontology annotation, biological process: cytidine to uridine editing; negative regulation of single stranded viral RNA replication via double stranded DNA intermediate; DNA cytosine deamination. NCBI's taxonomy places the organism in Eukaryota, Metazoa, Chordata, Mammalia, Rodentia, Sciuridae. Bases 188 to 880 code for a protein of 230 amino acids. Gene Ontology annotation, cellular component: cytoplasm; P-body; nucleus. The record is from RefSeq and is a predicted model, not a curated record. The transcript is spliced from 4 exons. Gene Ontology annotation, molecular function: zinc ion binding; cytidine deaminase activity; RNA binding.
UCGCUUUCCCUUUCGCUUCCUGUGGUCCUGCUGUGGGGAGGUCCUGCCGUCACCUCAGGGGCUGUGCCUCGCUCUGCCCAGCCAGGAACAGAGGGAAGGAGGGGAGGCGUCUGAACCCGAGGCAGAAAAACCACCCCCGGUUCCCCCGCCCGGUGCCAGACCAGGAAGAGGCCGGGGCCUGCCUCGGAUGGCCCUGGGUGGUCCCUCACAGAUCCAUCGGGGGCUUCCAAAGCAAUGGCCCUGUAACCAGGAAAUGGAGCCCCAGAGCCAGAGACAAGGAGCCUGCCCAGGAUGCCACAACUCAUCUCCAGCGAUCAGAAACCAGAUAAGGCGCAUACAUCGAAAGACAUUCCUCUUCCACUUUCGGAACCUACGCUGGGCCCUGGGCCGGCACAACACCUUCCUGUGCUACCAGGUGGAUAGAGAAGAUCGUGACUCCAUUGUCCCCUUUCACAUGGGGGUCCUGAAAAACCAGGUCCUGCUGGAGACCCGCCUGCAUGCUGAGCUGUGCUUCCUCUACUGGCUGCAUGACUACCCCGUGCUGUUCCCCAGCCAGCACCUGCACAUCACCUGGUAUGUCUCCUGGAGCCCCUGCUGCGACUGUGCCGAGCAGGUGGCCGCCUUCCUGGCCAGCCACGCCAACGUGAGCCUGACCAUCUACGCGGCCCGCCUCUAUUACUUCUGGAGAACUGAGCACCAGGAGGGGCUGCGCAAGCUGCAGCGGGAAGGAGCCAGGGUGAGGGUCAUGUCCCUCGCAGAGUUCAAGCACUGCUGGGAGAACUUCGUCUACCCGCACGAUGGAAGGCCGCUCAGGCCGUGGAAGAGACUGUUUAAUAAUUGUCACUUCCAGGCCAAGAAGCUGCAGAAGAUUCUCCAAUGAGGGGCUUCCUCGGGCGACUCCCGCGGCUGUCCCUCCACCCCUCCAGCCUCCUCUGGCCUUUCCCUGGGGACCAAACUCCCCUGCCCUCCAGGCCUGGCCUCCCACGGUUUCUCCUGCCCUCUGGGGCUGCCUGGGGGGCUCCCACCACCUGCCCUCCUCCGCUUUCCCAAGGUGCCCUCCCCUGGGCCCCUCGCUUCCUCCAAAGCAUCCUCCUGCACCUGCAGGGUCCCUCUCCCCUGCCACCACCUGCAUCACCUGGUUCCUCCCAUCACAAUGAUACCAGUCACAGGAAGUUCUGACGCGGUGACAAUAAAAAUGAAACCAGGCUGGGUGGGACCAGGUGCAGUGGCACACGCCCCUGUAAUCCCCGCGACUCAGGAGGCUGAGGCAGGAGGAUUGCGAGUUUGAAGCAACCUCAGCAACUCAGCAAAGCCCUGUCUCAGGGAAAAAAAAAAAAAUUAAAAAAGACCUGGGGAUGUGGCUUGUUGGUAGGCCCCUCUGGCACCAAAAAAGGAGGAAAGAGAGGGAAGGAGACCAGGUCAGAGUCCCAGCCCCAGGCCAGGCUGCAACUGGGGAAAGUAGUAAGGAGGGCACCGCACUGACCGGAGGAAGUUCAGGCUGGUCCCCGGCAAAGGACCGGCUGCCCUGGAUGGAGCAGCCGAGUGACCUGGGGUCUGUUGCUUCCCACUGGCCACGAGUUCGGGAAUGGUUUUAGGAAUUUCUUCCUUGUGACAGAUCCCUGGGGGCAUCUUGGUGCCUCCCAGCGGGUGGGACGUCAGGAAGGUGUCGGUGGGAUAAAGGUGAGGGUUAAGGCCAGAGAACUCCUCUGCCCCUUUGUCCCCAGUACCGGGACCUAGUUACCAGCCCGAGUGUAAAUGGGUUCGGGCAGAAGCAUGAAAUGACAAGGGGGUCCAAGGCCUUCGAGGCUGACUUGAUUUCUCAGAGAAUGAGCUUCUGGGAUACAAUGACUUGGAUUCUAUAACGAGAUGCCACCAGCCAGGUACUCAGACCCCAGAAUCUGCUGUCUCACUGUUUGGAGACUGGCAGCCCAAGACCGGCAGCCUUCCGGGGCUUCUUUCCCUGGCCUGAGGGGUCGUGGCAGGCUGUAUCCGCUCGCGAGCUGCCGGGGACCCUGCCCUGCUCCCGGACAGAAUCAGGUGGUAACGUGGCUGCUUCAGCAUGUCUGACUAGCAGCUGUCCUCCUGGGAGGGACCAGCAGAGUCCCCAGCACAGGCCCAGGCCAGGCUGGUUCAGGCCCCUGGAGAAAAAGAAGUAGGUAGAGGCCUUUCUGGAGAUUCAGGCCUCCAGGCAGCCUGCUCCACACCAGGCACGGCUCCUGCUGGGGGCACAUCUCCCUUCUUCCCAGAGGGUCAGCGCGUUUUCCAUUUCUGCUCGCAGGAGCUCCCACGUCCAGAGAAGUCACAAUGGUCUCAAGGGAAAGGCCAGAAAAGGGCUCUCCCUUCUCCAUCCAUCCCACUCUUCAGUCUGAGAUGGUGAGACCUGUGCGGGGACACAGGGCCAAUGCACUCCUGGCCUCCAUUUGCCACCAGGGAUCAAAGCAGAAAGACCUUGGCUUCAGUGCCGGGCACAGUGGCACAUGCCUGUAAUCUCAGUGGCUCGGGAGGCUGAGGUAGGAGGAUCGCGAGUUCAAAGCCAGCCUCAGAAAAGAAAGGUGCUAAGCAACUCAGUGAGCCCCUGUCUCUAAAUAAAAAACAUGGAAGGGCCGGGGUGUGGCUCAGUGGUCGAGUGCCCGUAGUUCAAUCCCCAGAAUCAAAAGGAAAAAUAAAUAAAUAAAAAAUGUUGAGGACCCACCACAAUGACCUGUUCCCAGGUCCCAAACUCAUGUUCUGUCCCAUCCCCAUAUGGUCUCUGAGCAGCUACAGCUGCUCACCCCCAUCACAGGACAGAGAGGUCGAUACAGAAUGCAGCGUCAAUAUAAAAACAACUUUGGCUGCAGGUGACCCUCUGACCAGUGUUAGCAUAAAAGGACGGAACUGUGUUUAAACUUCACGGAUCAGCAGAGCCUUUAUUCAGCAAUGGAGUUGUGCCUCUGAUGGACCCACUUUCCUGGUGGAAAAGGAGUCACUGAGCAAAGCGGGAGCCUGUGCUUACGUCACUUACACUGAGAGGUGACUUGAUUAAAGACAGAGCGUGUCAGUUUGGGCAUUCAGGAAUUUGGGAUCUGUUUUUACUGGGCCAGAUGGAGGCCUGGGGUCAGCAG